Messenger RNA from Brettanomyces nanus, 1656 nucleotides. RefSeq lists its product as uncharacterized. Gene Ontology annotation, molecular function: mRNA binding. The record is from RefSeq and is a predicted model, not a curated record. NCBI's taxonomy places the organism in Eukaryota, Fungi, Ascomycota, Pichiomycetes, Pichiales, Pichiaceae. The transcript is spliced from 2 exons. Gene Ontology annotation, cellular component: cytosol. The coding region runs from base 1 to 1656 and encodes 551 amino acids.
AUGACCAUCUUUACAGAACCUACGGAUCGUACGGACCGUACGGAACCUUCCAGAUCUUUAGAAUCCACGGGAUCUUUGGGUUCUGCGGGAUCUUUGGGAUCUGCGGGAUCUUUGGGUUCUGUGGGAUCUACGGGAUCUACAGGAUCAUCUGGCGCGCCCGGUACCAACGGUACGAGCUCUAUAUCUCCAUCUGUACCUGCAAAUGCUCAACUUCCCCAGAUCUGGAUGGGUGAACUCGACCAACGCUGGGAUGAGCUCACAAUUCGGCAGAUUUGGACUUCUCUGCUAAGUCCAAGGGGAAUUACCCUUCACUCUGUCAAGCUCAUAAGAGAUAGACAGAGCUCACAAAUGGGUCUGACAAAUGCGGGCUAUUGCUUCAUUCGAUUUUAUAACUUUGAAGAUGCCUCCAAAGUACUGGCCUUGUUCAACGGGAAGCCUAUUCCCGGUACAAACAACCAACGGUUUUUCCGACUUAAUUGGUCUUCUGCCAAUAUUCAAGCUGCUGCUGCUGCUUCUCAUACUCUUUCCGAAUCUAAUCCUGAGUUUUCCAUCUUCGUGGGUGAUUUGCCCCAAGGUGCUACUGAGCAUAUCCUUUUUGAAACUUUCAAAUCUAGGUAUCCUUCAUGUUGUGGAGCCAAAGUGAUGGUUGACCAGAAUACUGGUCACAUUAGAGGCUUUGGCUUUGUAAAGUUUCUCAAUGACGACGAAAGAUGCCGGGCAUUAGUUGAAAUGCAAGGCUUUGCUCUUCUUGGGAGGCCUAUAAGGGUUUCUCCUGCUACAAAAUCUGGCGAUGCUCAACCGCAGCAACAGCAACAGCAGCAACAACAACAAGAGCAGCAGACAUAUCAACGGCCAUCACAGAACCAUCUAUCCAUGGCUACAUCAAGCUCUAACGUUAUAACAAAUCGCUCGUCACCGGGACCUUCCACAACUUCUCUACAAGCAUCUGCACCAGCACAGGCAUACAGUGAUCCGUCUAACACGACAAUCUUCAUUGGAGGAUUGAACAUGCCUGUAUCAGAAGUACAGCUACGUGAGCUCUUUGCAAAAUUCGGCGAUAUUACCUACGUCAAGAUUCCUGCUGGUAAAAACUGUGGGUUCAUUCAGUUCUUCCAUCGUGCUAGCGCAGAGGCAGCACUGACCGAGAUGCAAGGGUAUGAUAUUGGUGGAGGCUGUAGGCUCCGUGUGAGUUGGGGUGCCCGAGCUGCUCAGCGAAUUUGGUUUGCACGCCAGUUAUUAGUGCAGCAACAACACCAACAGGUCGAACAGCAGCAACAGCAGCUUCUUUCUCAGCAGGGGCUCACACAGCAGCAAUAUCAACUGCUUUCUCAGCCUCAGCUGAAAAAUACUCCUGUAAGUGGUGUCGUCGAUGAUUCCAUGAACGGCAUAUACAACUUUCAACAGCAGGGAUUAGCUGCAUCCACAUUAGGACUCUCUGGAGGGCUUGUUGCAGACAACAUGCCGACGGCAUUUCCAGCUUCGGCGCAACUUAAUACAGAGCGUAUUCCUUACUCCACAAACAAUCACUCUAAUUCAUCGAAUUCCUCUGCAAAGGAAGAACUCAAGUUGAACAGCCUCCUAUUGGCAGCACGGGACGGGAACUUGGACCACCUGGAUAUAAACUCCAGUGUCUAUGGAUCAUCAGGACACUGCUGA